AUGCGCACAAUGAAUAAAUGACGUCACAACUGAGUUACGCUUCCUGCUGCGGAAUCUGACCGAACACCGGUCCGCGUCGCUUCGCUGUCCCGCAUCAUGUUCAGAGCAGCCGCCCGCCUUUCCUUCUCCGGUUUUCGGAGUUUGGCCCACAGGAAGCCGGGGUGCAAAGCUCUGUUGGCCUCCAGGUGCUAUUCACACGGGAAACAAGAGACAGAUGAAGAGUUCGAUGCCCGCUGGGUUACCUACUUUAACAAGCAAGACAUUGAUGCAUGGGAGCUGAGAAAAGGGAUGAACACGCUUAUUUGUUACGAUCUGGUUCCCGAGCCAAAAAUUCUCGAGGCAGCACUCCGAGCUUGUCGGAGGUUAAACGACCUGGCCACCGCAAUCCGAAUCCUGGAAGCUGUGAAGGAUAAAGCCGGCCCACACAAAGAGAUCUACCCGUACCUUAUUCAAGAACUGAGGCCAACAUUAGACGAGCUUGGAAUCGCCACCCCUGAAGAGCUCGGUAUCGACAAAGUAUAAGUAAGAUCCGGUGGUGGUGGAUGUCCUCCAAAUGCAGAAUCAUUGUACCUUCAUGUUUGCCUCAUCCGUCUGAUAUUUAAUUUGACCUUUAUUAUGUUCACUUGCUUGUACGAUAUUAAUGAACCUAAUAAAGGAAACUGUAUCUGUAAUGCGCGAUAAAAGUACCUCAGAAUACUUUUACAAACGGUUUUAUGUACUCGGUGAAGCGGGAGGUACAAUACAGCACUUACCGAUUUGAGACUGCUGUUGUUGGCGGUGCCUGUGUAACUCACUUUUUGCCGCAAGGGGGCAGCGUUUUCACAACUCAAAGCCAUUCUUUUGCAUGUUCUCAAUCUGUUUCCAUUGCAGGGACAAUGUACAGGAGCAUAAAAUAAACUUUUGAAACGGCA
Messenger RNA from Doryrhamphus excisus (bluestripe pipefish), 911 nucleotides. It is a transcript of the gene cox5aa, whose product is annotated as cytochrome c oxidase subunit 5Aa. The record is from RefSeq and is a predicted model, not a curated record. Gene Ontology annotation, biological process: mitochondrial electron transport, cytochrome c to oxygen. Lineage: Eukaryota; Metazoa; Chordata; Actinopteri; Syngnathiformes; Syngnathidae. Gene Ontology annotation, cellular component: respiratory chain complex IV; mitochondrial inner membrane.